Periconia digitata is the source of this 541-nucleotide messenger RNA. NCBI's taxonomy places the organism in Eukaryota, Fungi, Ascomycota, Dothideomycetes, Pleosporales, Periconiaceae. The record is from the annotation of a GenBank genome assembly.
AUCGUCGUGGCAAGACUAGCAAUCCAAACCACCACGAUUCAGCAAGUUCUUCUUCCCUCUGCUUCACCUCCACUCACAAUCAUCUUCGAGUACUUUUUGGUAGUAAAUCCUUACUACUUUCUCAACUCAUACUCUUUCUACCACUCUUACACCAUCGAAUCUGAUCGGCCAGCCUUUUACAGUUCUAAAGCACCUGGCAGUCUCCCGGAAACUAGCACACCACCUACCGGCCAGAGAAAUGUGUUACAACCCUAUCGUCUCAAGACAGAGUCCACCCGAGUCUCCCCCGAAGACGUUUCCUGCCAUGUUCGACUACUCGCUCCCAGUUGAAUACCCUGCUGUAGACUACAUUGGAGGUCAGCCACAAGACGGGGAGUUGAUCUGGUUCUGUGGCAGCUGCGGUGAUGGCCCCAUAGGAAUUUGGAUGCCCGCUUGCUGCGCUUGCAAUCAUACAAGGGAUGGGUGCUGCCGCGUCGAGGAGAAGUAAGCAGGUACGAUGAUGAGCUAUGUGCUGAAGUUUCUCAUGUACCACCAUCCUGAA